AGUUCAAUGAGUCGUUCAAUUGAACUCGUUCCGAUACAACUCGACUGCUGUUUCGCCUACGCCAUUUAUUUGCAAGGAAAAAAUUAACAAAAAAAAACAGCAUAAAUAAUGUUGGCGCUUAUCAACAGAAUCCUGGAUUGGUUCAAGGGCAUCUUCUGGAAAGAAGAAAUGGAACUGACGCUAGUCGGACUGCAGUUCUCAGGCAAGACGACGUUCGUCAAUGUUAUUGCAUCCGGCCAGUUCGCUGAGGAUAUGAUACCCACAGUUGGUUUCAACAUGCGCAAAAUCACUAAUGGCAAUGUGACCAUUAAGGUUUGGGACAUUGGCGGCCAGCCUCGCUUCCGUUCCAUGUGGGAGCGUUACUGCCGCGGCGUCAAUGCAAUUGUUUAUAUGGUGGAUGCAGCCGAUUUGGACAAACUGGAGGCGUCGCGGAAUGAGUUGCACUCGCUGCUUGAUAAACCGCAGCUGAAUGGCAUUCCAGUGCUCGUUUUGGGCAACAAACGUGAUCUUCCCGGUGCGCUCGAUGAGACCGGGCUCAUUGAGCGAAUGAAUCUGUCGAGCAUACAGGAUCGGGAAAUCUGUUGUUAUAGUAUUUCGUGUAAGGAAAAGGACAACAUUGACAUAACGCUGCAAUGGUUAAUUCAACAUUCGAAAAGCCAAAGUCGUUAGAUUAUAGCCGACUAACAUUCACACACACACAUAAGCAAGCACACACACACACACACACUCUACAUACACAAAUUUAUGCAGUCGCAUACACACUGAACAACUAUCUUAACUUGCAGUAAAAUAAUUUGGAGUAGGCUGUUAAUUAAUGUAUGAGAAUAAUUCAAAGAGCAACACUUUUGCAAUGGCUCGAUCUGUUUGUUGUAUGAAAUGUGUGUUUGUAUGAAAUGUCAUAUAGGUGCAGUCUAUAUAGAACUCUUGUGGGGGGAUUGCUCCUCGCUACGACCAAAGCACUCGAAUUUGUUGCAGUUCACAAAACAGAGAAAUACUGAUUAAGAAUGCCAACUGGUUCUGUCUAAAUUUAUUGGUACGAUAUACAAAUACACAAAUAAACACA
Messenger RNA from Drosophila grimshawi, 1063 nucleotides. RefSeq names its product ADP-ribosylation factor-like protein 8 (gene Arl8). The transcript has 4 exons. The record is from RefSeq and is a predicted model, not a curated record. Gene Ontology annotation, molecular function: GTPase activity; GTP binding. Gene Ontology annotation, cellular component: lysosomal membrane. Lineage: Eukaryota; Metazoa; Arthropoda; Insecta; Diptera; Drosophilidae. Bases 109 to 669 code for a protein of 186 amino acids. Gene Ontology annotation, biological process: protein transport; anterograde axonal transport.